AUGGACUGCAACUUUGAACUGCCUUCGCUGAGGGCCACUUUGAGACUAGGCGCCCCAACCAAGUCUAGGCUGAGCUCUACUCAGUUCUACGAUGUAGACUUCUAUCCCUAUACCGCUCCCGGCCAGGUCCCUGUUUUCGCCGUCAACGGGUCCGUCGAGAUCCUGCGGUGGUUUGAAGAUGACGAGGCCACUACUGAACACGGCACGUCCGACGAUAAAGUCAACUACAACAGCAUCGUAUGGUCUCAGGCUGAAAAUGGCGACCCGCUCGUCUGCGUCACGGGAGACUCUCGCAUCAAGGUCUUGAAUGUCCGGACCGGGGAGCUCACAGCAACGCUGAUAGGCCAUGGCGAUUCAGUGAACGAUCUCGCCAUAUCGCCGAUAGACCCAACCAUUCUCGCCUCCGCAUACCACCCGAAAGGCCAGUACAUCCUAACAGCGGGUAUGGAUACCAGGAUCAAUUUGUGGGCAGUACCCGAAGACCUCAAGGAACACGCUGGCACCGACAAGCCGGCCAUAGUGCACUAUCCGCACUUUUCCACUACCGAGAUACACACUGACUUCAUCGACUGGUAA
Molecule: messenger RNA, 576 nt
Organism: Alternaria conjuncta
Lineage: Eukaryota; Fungi; Ascomycota; Dothideomycetes; Pleosporales; Pleosporaceae
Exons: 9
Coding region: 1-576 (191 amino acids)
Biological process (GO): negative regulation of transcription by RNA polymerase II
Cellular component (GO): ESC/E(Z) complex
Molecular function (GO): nucleosome binding; protein binding
Source: RefSeq, a predicted model, not a curated record